GCGUACUGUUGCUUAACUGUUUCAAAGGUUGUGUACGCGGAUUCCACUUUCCGGGAACACAGUGUUAUUGUCAGGUUAUUAUACGUGAGAGAAGAGACCGGCUCGAAUAAUUUCAGCUGGGGUUCAAGGAUCGAGUCUGUGCAGAGUUCACACAGACAGACAGACAGACAGUGUGUGAAGGUGAUGGCACGGUAUGUGGGUAUAGCAGCAACAGGAUGAGCGGUGGAGCCCUGGGUAUCGAGAUUGUGCUGGUCUUCUUCCUGCCACUAUUUCUCCUGCAUCGCUAUGGACACUUCCGCAAGCAGCACCCACUGGUGCUGUUCGGGACCCUCCUGUCCUGGUAUCUCUGCUUCCUCAUCGUCUUCAUCCUUCCCCUGGAUGUCAGCACGACCAUAUAUAACCAGUGUAAGAUUGACAACGAGAAACCCAGAGCUCUGACCAGUUCAGACCCCUCUAAUCAGACAUCCAACUCCUCUGUCUUCCCUACAAGCACACCUAAAGUAUGUCACAAGCCAUGGAGCUAUAUUCCUGAUGGAAUUCUGCCAGUGUUCUGGCGCGUGGUCUACUGGACCUCUCAGUGUCUGACCUGGCUGUUGCUCCCCUUCAUGCAGUCCUAUGCAAGCUCUGGGGGCUUUUCUAUCCCCGGUAAGAUUAAGACGGCCCUUAUCGAGAACGCCAUCUACUAUGGCAUCUACCUGGUCAUCUUUUGCUCCUUGCUUAUCUACUUGGCUGUCCAUCCCCAGUGGCAGCUAACCUGGCAGGGCCUGCAAACCAUUAGCAUCGCAGCAGCAAACACCUGGGGGCUUUUCCUCUUGGUGCUGUUGCUAGGUUAUGGCCUGGUGGAGAUCCCGUGCUUGUACUGGAACUCCUCUCGCCACGGUUACCUGUUGGCCAAGACCUACUUCAAGGCGGCCAAGCUGGCGAAGGAAAAGUCAGACGCCGAGGAAAACAUGGAUGACGCCAUGGAGGAGGUGACAAAUGUCAACGAAUCAAUCGGGUACGGUCACCCCCUAAGGAUCAGCAUUGACACUAUUUUGAGAAAGUGUCCCAUGGAAAUCCAGGAGAAAAUGGUGAGGCUGAACACGGAGGACAGUGAGGAUGAAAGCACACAGAGGACCUAUCCUUCCAAAAGGAGCCUAGUGAAGCUUCAUAAGCAAGUGAUCUGUGCUGGCCAGAGACACAGUCAAACCCAGGUCCAGUGGGCGAUCCUUCUGGAAGAGGCCUUCCAUUUAGAGGACGUGUGUAAGAAUGAGACCAGUACCUCCCAUCAGUUUGUCCAUAGUUUCCUCUCCUCCCAGCCACCCGGCUGGCUCAGCAAAUACCUGUACACGCCUACCAUAGAGUGGUACUGGGAGUGUGUGCUGCGACAGUGGUGCUACCGGCUGCUGGCACUACUGCUGUCUCUACUCUCUGUGGCUGUGGUGUGGUCUGAAUGCACGUUCUUCAGCACACAUCCUGUCCUCUCUCUCUUCGCCAUAUUCAUCCAGUUAGCAGAGAGUGACUACAACUACUUGUACAUAGAGAUGGCGUGCUUCCUCACUAUUUUGUUCCUGUGUGUUUGUGUCUACUCCACCGUGUUCCGCAUCCGAGUCUUCAACUACUACUACCUGGUACCUCAUCAUCAGACAGACGCCUACAGCCUACUGUUCAGCGGAAUGUUGUUCUGUCGACUGACUCCUCCGCUGUGUCUCAACUUCCUGGGUCUCAUCCACAUGGACGCCUCCAUUUCUCACCAGCAGAGAAUAGAGACAGCAUACACCACAAUCAUGGGCUCUAUGCGUCUCCUCUCCUUCAUAGCAGAUGGUUUCUACAUCUAUUACCCCAUGCUCAUAGUCCUCCUCUGCAUCGCCACCUACUGCAGCCUGGGUACCCGCUGUCUCAACCUCCUGGGGUUCCCACAGUAUAUUAGUCAGAGCGAUGACUUGACCUCUGAGCUGGUGGAAGAAGGCAGAGAGCUUAUCAGAAGAGAAAGAAGAAACAGACAGAGAAGCGAGGAUGCGGAGAGUCGGAAACGAGGAUGGAGAGAGCGCUAUGGAGAACAGCGAAAUGUGAGGAGGAGCAGAAAUGGUUAUUCGGAGUUAAAGGACAACGACUCUCCCUCAGACAACAGUGACACUGCCCAGUUGACUAGGAGAGAGAGCAGGGAUCACACUGGGCUACUUCAGGACGUGGACACCACAAGCCUAGAUCCUAGUGAUUCUCCAACCCAGAGGUACGCAGGAGGACGUUACCUCUCCCUGGCGUCCUCUCCGACACACAUUUUCAACAAUGUCUGAGUGGAGCCCCUGCUCAGAGGCUGUGGGACUGAACUGACCUUUCCUCAUUGCCCACAUGGCUGCUAGAGUUCCAUGGAUAUUUUCUUCUUCUCUUUUGUCCUUUAGCCUGUUUGUCUGGAGAUAGAUAUUUAUUUAAUGCACAUUGGGGGAUCAUAAGGAAUAAGAUAACAUGGACCAGGGGGUCCUGAUCUGAGAUCAGCACUCCAACUGUGGUUCCAGUAGUGCCCCGAGAACAAAACAUUGUCUGACCUCAGGAACAACUGUAACUUUUAACCUUAGGAACAAGGGAUGCAUUAGGGCCCCUGACCAAGUGCUUACCUUUUCUCCCCCUCCUUUGAUUUCCGUUUGUGUUUUUAGAACCCAUUCAUUUUGUAACGACGACUCAGUCAUUUUAUUUGACCUUUAUUUAACUAGGCAAGUUAGUAAAGAACAAAUUCUUAUUUUCAUUGACAGCCUAUGAACAGUGGGUUAACUGCCUUGUUCAAGGGCAGAACGACAGAUUUUUACCCUGUCAGCUUGGGGAUCUGAUCUUGCAACCUUUCGGUUACUAGUCCAACGCUCUAACCACUAGGCUACCCUGCCACUCAUCUCACAAUGCCUCUUUUUUUGCCAGGGUAUGUACGAGUUUUUAGGGUACAAUGAUAAUACAUGUCUUCUUUCUAGGAGAUUUUCCUGUGCCUUGAUUUUUCUGAAGUCAUAAUGGAUGUGCACCCUAGUGUUGCUCCAUUUUAAAUGGUUUUAUUUCCAUAAAUGCUGUAUAUUUAAAUAUCGAUGUCCUUUUAUAGAUGUACUGUCGUUUUUUAAUCAACAAGUACUGACUGCACUGUUGUUUUUCCUCAAUAAUAACUGAGCUCAGUGGUGUUUGAUGCUUGGACCUUAAGGGUGAGGAUGGUGUGAACCAUGUUAACCAGUAAGAACUGUGUGAGUCAAGGUUUGAUUAUGUAAAAUCCCCCAUUAUAUCUCAGACCCAGUUUCAAUAAAUCAUCCCCCCCCCCAAAAUAAUUGUGAAACUAUUUUGUCAAAUAUCAAUUCAAUUAAAAGGUAUGUAUUUGUAAAUUAAUUUUGACCUAUAUUAUUAUUGAUGGUUUAUGGUGAUGACGGAAUGAUUUGACCUCCUCAUACCUGCUACUGAGAGACUGCAGGUCUUGUGCUUGCAGACUGGGUCUGAGUCAGACUGAAACUAGAUAAAGAGAAGUAACCACUGUCUGGUUUUGACAUGUUGAUCUCGAGUGACAGUAGACAAUGCUAAUGAAUUCAGAGAAGCUACUGUACUAGGUUGCCUUAUACGGUAACCUCAGCUUAUUGAUACACACAUACGUUGAUGUAGGUGAUCACACCAACAGGGAGUGAACACGUGUAUAAAAUCAGCUGUGCCCUUAGGUGGGGUGCAGAACUUACUCUGAAACAUGUGUGCCAUGUUCCCGUUGUCAACUUGUCUGCAAUUGCAUUAAUAAAGGGUUUUGAUUUAUUUA
Oncorhynchus gorbuscha (pink salmon) is the source of this 3748-nucleotide messenger RNA. RefSeq names its product G-protein coupled receptor-associated protein LMBRD2B-like. Gene Ontology annotation, cellular component: membrane. The transcript is spliced from 18 exons. Gene Ontology annotation, biological process: adrenergic receptor signaling pathway. Bases 216 to 2276 code for a protein of 686 amino acids. Lineage: Eukaryota; Metazoa; Chordata; Actinopteri; Salmoniformes; Salmonidae. The record is from RefSeq and is a predicted model, not a curated record.